AGCACUGUCAGCUGACCACGUAUUAUGACGUUCUGCGCGCGAUCGUCUCUUCGCGGGAGCGUGCACGCAUGAGCGAAUUCUCGUCACUGUGGAGACUAGGCAGGGCCUGCAACUUGAGGCCGGGGAUCGGGGCCUAGCAUCCGCUUGAGAAGCCGCCAGAGCGAGAAGUCACUGCCCGGGGGCGGGGUGUGGGCAGCGAUGUUGCGGGCCCGGGAGUGAAGCAGGAGGCGCUGAGCCGAGGCCUGCCUGGGGUGUAGGGUUUGUCAGAGCCGGUGGUACGGACUCGGGAUCUGCCUGCAACAAGCAGCACGCGGAAUGUGAGCUAUGGAGCCGAGCUCCGCCGACAGCCCGGUCACUCUGGUCAUCAAAGCUCCCAACCAGAAAUAUGAUGAUCAGACCGUCAGCUGUUUCCUCAACUGGACGGUGGAGAAGCUGAAGAGCCACUUGUCCCGGGUCUACCCGAGUCGGCCGUCCACCAAGGAUCAGAGACUUGUGUAUUCUGGCAAACUUCUCCCUGACCACUUGCAGCUCAAGGAUAUUUUCAGAAAGCAAGACGAGUAUCAUAUGGUUCACCUAGUCUGCUCUUCAAGGACUCCUCCAGGAUCACCCAAAUCCAGUUAUAGGAACAAUGGAACUCUGGCAACCAACAACGGAACCAUGAGUUCUGAAAAUUCAAGUACCACAACACCAUCGUCAUCUCCAAGCCAAGAAACCAUUAUUGGACCCACAGGUUCUAAUUCAGCUGAUGUCAGACACCGCAACUUUUCUCAGGUUCCUUUAAACCAUGCACAGAGUCAUGGAUUCCAGCACGUUAUGCAAGGACAUGGAGUUAGCCAGGUUCCUAUGCAGCCAGGAAUCCCAGGCAACUUCCCAAUAUAUUCCAUGUACAGUCCACAACAUGUCCUCUGGUGGCAGCAGAUGUAUGCACGACAGUACUACAUGCAAUAUCAAGCUGCCAUCAGGCUCUCAGGAUCAACCAAUAUGCAGUCCUCCAGUCCAGCAUCUUCUGAGCCCGUGAACCCUGAGCCUAAUCGCCCAGAUGAGGCCCCAGCUGUCCCCAUUGCAGCUGUUCCAGAGAACAGACCCAUCAACCAGAAUAUUCAGAUGAAUGCACAAGGAGGCCCGGUCCUAAAUGAAGAGGACUUAAACCGUGAUUGGUUGGACUGGAUGUACACUGUCUCUCGAGCAGGCAUCCUGCUAAGCAUUGUCUAUUUCUACUCCUCUUUCAGCCGCUUUGUGAUGGUGAUGGGAGCUAUUUUACUGGUUUACUUGCAUCAAGCUGGGUGGUUCCCAUUCAGACAAGAUGCGCAGAAUCGACGGCCAGCAAAUCAUCCCAUAGAGUUCAAUCAGGAAGGGCAAGAAGAUAAUGCCCUUGAAGUUCAUGAAAUGGAGAGGUUAAUGGAUGAAGGUCUGGACGAUGACAGUGGAGAAAGUGGUGAAAGUGGUGAAAGUGGUGAUGAUACCACUGAAAGCACAACAGGGACAGAGCCACCAGGCUUCAUGGCUUCUGCAUGGUCAUUCAUCACCACUUUCUUUACCUCACUCAUCCCGGAAGGCCCUCCUCAAGUUGGCAACUAGGAAAAGCAGUAAACGUUUCACCUGACUGCUCACUACAGCUGUAUAUUUGAGUGGCAUUUACUAAAAAAGACGAAGACUGAAGUGUGGGAGUGUACUUAACCCUUCAUUGCGUUGCCAUUGUCUCUGCAAUUUUCCAUGCUGUUAAGUCUUUCUCCUGAUCAUGGCUUACAUUUGAGUUUCACUGCUUUUAUUGCACCCAAAUUCUGGAGAGCACCAAAUGGAAAAUGUGCUUUCCUCGGUUUCAUUUUCAUUGCUUUACAUUAGCAAAGAUAAAACAUAAUAAAAGUUACCCGUCUUCCGUGGUUUUGUUGUAAUUGCCACUAGCUGUGAUUUUAAUAACAACUGGGGGCUGGCAACAGAAAAUACAAAGAGCCAAGUAAACGAGACUAGCCUGGUAUAAACCUGGAGAAUUGAAGAAUCCAUUUACUUUAAAACUACAUUUUAAUCAAACCAACACUGCUAAAAGCAAGAUCUCAUGUUUUUCUGAUGUGCUGCAGUCAGAUAUCAAGUUUAACGCUUUUUGUCUCUCGAAUGAUUUUUCAGCAGCUGAUAGCCUAAUUUUUGAUUUGAACAAACACUGCCACCUGGUGGAAGAUGUCCUCCACAAAGAUUGAAUUUGAACUGAGUACUUGGGUGCUAACCAGGUCCUGUCCUUCAGCCAUGUGACAUUCUGGAGCAUUCAUGACAUUGGUAAUAUUUCCAAGCAGUGAUUUGGGUUUUGAAAGGCUAAGAACUGAAAUAAAUAGAUUUACUUCCUACUUGUUAUACACUUUUUAAACAACUUUUACAUUUUAAAAACUCAUUUUAGAAUAAUAUAUUUUACUGCCUUGACUUUAUCAAUGGCACUUAAAGCUUGGAGGCAUAAAUUUGAGGAUCAUUAGUCAGACUAUUGCCAGUUUUCAAUUGGAAAUGACAAUGUGACUUGUUAAGUCACAUAUGUUACUGAUACAAUAGAAGUGUAAGGGGGUAGAGUUAUAGUGAUUUGUCUGAGAACAUUACCAGCCUGAACAGCAAUAAAAUCUAUAUAUAAAGAAAGCAGCACUAUUUGGUACUUUACAGAAGAGAAGGACCAAAUUAAGUCAGUGCUUGCAGCAUGCUAACAUAUUUCACAUUAAAAUACUGUCACAAUGUACUGCUGAUUGUUAGAAAAAAAUAAAGCAAAUAAUGAUUUAUUUGAAUAAGCAUUGCCAUAAAUGUGUGCAUUGAAAAUGUGACAUAUUUGGACUAAGUGGAAUACUGCUUUGUAAUAGGUUUUUAUAAAAAUGAUUUGGGUCAUUUCUGCACCAAGCUGUCUCAAUGAAAAUGUAAGCAUUUCCUCCUUGCAUCCCAUUUUGUGGAAUAUUGCACUUUGUGAUAUGGCGCACACAGAUCAGUCUCAACUUCUAAUCUUACACACACAAUAUCCUCUGAAAGAAAAGUAGCUGUUGAGGUCCUUUCCCAGCUAUUGCUCAGUCAAUGUUCGGUUGUUUCCAGUUUCUAUAAUCGACAGGUGCACUGAACAAAAAAUUCCCUUUUUUGUUAUUGAAAUACACUAGGACAAAGUUCACGCAUUAGUAGACAGACUUCAUCUUUAUUUUCUAAGUAAUUCUAGUCAGUACCUUGCUGGAUUCCUAUGUAAUAUUGUACUUUAUAAAUAAAUUUGACUUAAUUUUAACUUGA
Molecule: messenger RNA, 3237 nt
Organism: Stegostoma tigrinum
Lineage: Eukaryota; Metazoa; Chordata; Chondrichthyes; Orectolobiformes; Stegostomatidae
Gene: herpud2
Product: HERPUD family member 2
Exons: 8
Coding region: 325-1578 (417 amino acids)
Biological process (GO): endoplasmic reticulum unfolded protein response
Molecular function (GO): protein binding
Source: RefSeq, a predicted model, not a curated record